Messenger RNA from Dendrobium catenatum, 1409 nucleotides. RefSeq names its product sedoheptulose-1,7-bisphosphatase, chloroplastic. Gene Ontology annotation, biological process: fructose 6-phosphate metabolic process; fructose metabolic process; gluconeogenesis. Gene Ontology annotation, molecular function: fructose 1,6-bisphosphate 1-phosphatase activity. NCBI's taxonomy places the organism in Eukaryota, Viridiplantae, Streptophyta, Magnoliopsida, Asparagales, Orchidaceae. Gene Ontology annotation, cellular component: cytoplasm. Bases 66 to 1241 code for a protein of 391 amino acids. The transcript has 8 exons. The record is from RefSeq and is a predicted model, not a curated record.
UUCUAAGAAAUCAAACUCUUAAGCCUUAACCAUCCACUCAGCCACUUCUCCCUCACUCUCCAACCAUGGAGACUGGUGUUACCAGCUACGCCGGCAGCGCCAUCCCCCACACCGUUCUCUCUCGCAGUCGCACCACCACCCAGUCCUGGUUUCCAUUGCAGCAACGUUCAAACAGAAAAAGUAGCCUUAAAUCUGCUACCUUCUUCGGUGAACCAUUAAGAGCGGAAUCCAAGUCCAUUUCAAGAACAACAAGUAGGAACUCAUUCACAACAAAGUGUGAGAUUGGAGACAGCUUAGAAGAGUUUUUGAACAAAGCAACACCUGAUAAGAACCUCAUAAGACUGCUGGUUUGCAUGGGAGAAGCCUUGAGGACUAUCUCCUUCAAGGUGAAGACAGCUUCCUGUGGUGGGACGGCAUGUGUGAAUACCUUUGGUGAUGAGCAACUUGCAGUCGAUGUGCUUGCUGACAAGCUCCUUUUUGAGUCUUUGAGGUAUUCCCAUGUUUGUAAGUAUGCUUGCUCUGAAGAACUUCCUGAGUUGCAAGACAUGGAGGGGCCAGCUGAAGGUGGUUUCAGUGUGGCUUUUGAUCCCCUCGACGGUUCUAGCAUCGUCGACACCAACUUUACAGUGGGCACGAUCUUUGGCGUCUGGCCUGGAGAUAAACUUACAGGCGUGACAGGAAGAGACCAAGUUGCCGCCGCCAUGGGCAUUUAUGGACCUCGAACAACUUAUGUUAUUGCUGUCAAAGACAUUCCUGGAACUCAUGAGUUCCUUCUCCUUGAUGAAGGUAAGUGGCAGCAUGUGAAGGACACCACAACAAUUGGUGAGGGAAAGAUGUUCUCUCCAGGAAAUCUAAGAGCUACAUUUGAUAAUCCAGACUAUGAUAAGUUGAUCAACUACUAUGUUAGAGCAAAGUAUACACUGCGCUACACUGGUGGAAUGGUUCCAGAUGUUAACCAGAUCAUAGUCAAGGAGAAGGGUAUCUUCACAAAUGUUACAUCUCCAAGUGCUAAAGCUAAGCUGAGGCUUUUAUUUGAAGUGGCACCUUUGGGAUUUCUGAUAGAGAAAGCUGGAGGACACAGUAGUGAUGGCUUUCAAUCUGUGCUUGAUAAGGUGAUCAACACCCUUGAUGAGAGGACCCAGGUUGCUUAUGGAUCCAAGAAUGAGAUCAUUAGAUUUGAGGAAACUUUGUACGGUUCUUCGAGGCUCAAAGCCGGCGAGCCUGUUGGAGCAGCUGUCUAAAAAGCUGAACUUAUAGUGACUUCCAUGGCUCUACAUAUCAGCAUUUACUUUACUUGAUAUGUAGUUUCUGAAACUUAAGCCAUAUUCAUAUUGUCUAUUUAAGGAAUCUAUAUCUAUAACAUUUCUAUCUUCAAGCAAUUAUAAUAAAUCUGUUUGAAGUGAUUUAAA